This is a messenger RNA of Alnus glutinosa, 570 nucleotides long. RefSeq lists its product as uncharacterized. The record is from RefSeq and is a predicted model, not a curated record. NCBI's taxonomy places the organism in Eukaryota, Viridiplantae, Streptophyta, Magnoliopsida, Fagales, Betulaceae. Bases 1 to 570 code for a protein of 189 amino acids. The transcript has a single exon.
AUGUGGAUUGAUAAUUGGCACCCAUUUGGAGGCUUGGUUGAUAGAUUUGGCUAUAGAGUUGUGUAUGACUCUCAUAGUCGGUUAGACGCUAAACUGGAUUCUGUUUUAAAAAAUGGAGUAUGGUGCUGGAAGCCUGCACGAUCUGAGAUGUUAGUUGAUAUACAGAGUAGGUUACCUGAAGUGCCUAUUGGUGAGAUUGAUAAGCCUGUGUGGUCCAUAUCUCGUUCUGGUUCCUAUGAUUGCUCUGAUACUUGGAAUUAUCUUCGACAGAAAAAGGCCAUUGUCAACUGGUGGCCGCUGGUUUGGCAUCAGCAUGCUAUUCCAAAACAAGCAUUUAUCCUUUGGUUAACAGUCAAUAAUAGGCUCACCACUGGCGAUCGAUUGCUGGCUUGGGGUUAUGAGGGGGAUACAAAUUGUGUCUUAUGCAGAAAUGGAACUGAGAGUCGUGACCACUUAUUCUUUUCAUGUGGGUUUAGUUCCCGAAUUUGGAAAACCUGUUUACAACGUUGUGAUGUCUUAAAUCCUCCUACUAGUUGGGAUGGUUUGAUAGAAGAAGGGUGUAGAACUUGA